Messenger RNA from Colletotrichum scovillei, 2276 nucleotides. RefSeq lists its product as uncharacterized. Bases 1 to 1965 code for a protein of 654 amino acids. Gene Ontology annotation, biological process: intracellular signal transduction; peptidyl-serine phosphorylation. The transcript has 3 exons. Gene Ontology annotation, molecular function: protein serine/threonine kinase activity; ATP binding. NCBI's taxonomy places the organism in Eukaryota, Fungi, Ascomycota, Sordariomycetes, Glomerellales, Glomerellaceae. The record is from RefSeq and is a predicted model, not a curated record. Gene Ontology annotation, cellular component: spindle pole body.
AUGUCGGGCUUCAUGGCCAAUCUGUUUCCUGGAGGAACCAGGGACAACAAUGCAGCUUCGCGACCCGAGACGCCUACAAGAAACAGCUUCAUCAACCCAGCCAGCACACCCCAAGGCAGCCCUAGCAAGAGAACGAACCCCCCUGGCGCCCACGAAUUGCCCGAGUCCUUCGACAAUGCGCUCAAGUUGAGCACACCUGUUCUGGAGAGACCCAGACUCGAUCGCCCGCUGAGUGUGAUCACCACCCCGCAGUCUUCGGGGAGAGGCAACGAAUACAGUCCCAAUGUCGAGGACAGCGUCUUGCACAAGGGAGCGACUUCAGCAGGCAGCCCCUUGAAGAAGUCCCAUGGACAGGAGAACACUCCCCCCGUCUCGCGCUUGGGAGGUAACGACUCUCCCUACCAGCAGAGCCAUGCUGCCAUCUCCCGUCACGAGCUAUACCAGCCCAAGGAGAAGGCUGUGACUCCUAGGAACAAGUUCAACACCCAGAGAGCACUCACAUCCGAAGAGUUGGAGAUCCUGCAGCGCCCCAACGUGCGAAGACUCGUCAACGUGACACAGCUCUACUUUCUCGACUAUUACUUCGACCUUCUUACGUAUGUCGGCUCCAGACAGAACCGCCUGAACAAUUUCCAAUCGGAGAUCCCACCUCCGCCAGAGACCGAUGAAGCGACGUACAAUCAGAUGUGGUCAAAGUACAAGGGACGAGAGCGUGCAAACCUCAGAAAGAGACGAGUGAGACUUCGCCAGGGUGAUUUCCAGAUCCUCACCCAGGUUGGACAAGGAGGCUACGGUCAGGUCUUCCUGGCGCAGAAGAAGGACACCCGGGAAGUCUGCGCGCUGAAGGUAAUGAGCAAGAAGUUGUUGUUCAAGCUUGACGAAGUUCGCCACGUGUUGACUGAGCGCGACAUCCUGACCACUGCCAAGAGUGAGUGGCUUGUCCGGCUUCUCUACUCAUUCCAGGAUGACAAGAGUAUCUAUCUUGCCAUGGAGUAUGUGCCUGGAGGAGAUUUCCGCACGCUACUCAACAACACGGGCGUUCUGAGCAACCGUCAUGCUCGUUUCUACAUCGCCGAGAUGUUCUGCUCCGUCGAUGCUCUUCACCAGCUUGGUUACAUUCAUCGAGACUUGAAGCCGGAGAACUUCUUGGUCGACUCUACCGGACACGUUAAGCUCACGGACUUUGGACUAGCUGCUGGUAUGCUUGCGCCAGCCAAGAUCGAAUCUAUGAGAGUCCGUCUCGAAAAGGCAUCCGAGACCUCAGUACCUUUCGGAAAGCCCAUGGAUAAGCGAACAGUAGCUGAGAGAAGGGAGGGCUACCAGACAAUGCGCGCAAAGGAUAUGAACUACGCCAAGUCCAUUGUUGGCUCACCCGACUACAUGGCGCCCGAAGUUCUUCGAGGAGACGAGUAUGACUACACGGUGGACUACUGGAGUUUGGGCUGCAUGUUGUUUGAGGCUCUGACAGGAUUCCCUCCCUUUGCGGGCUCCACACCUGACGAGACUUGGAGGAACUUGAAGCACUGGCGUGAGGUGCUCAAGCGGCCCGUUUGGGAGGAUCCUAACUACUUCCUCAGCAACCGCACUUGGAACUUCAUUACGACCUGCAUCAACUCUCGGUCUAAGCGCUUUUCCAACUUCAAGGAGAUUAACUCUCACCACUACUUUGCCGAGGUUGACUGGGAUACGCUACGAACCACCAAGGCUCCAUUCGUGCCCGAGCUCGAUUCAGAGACGGACGCCGGUUACUUUGAUGACUUCAGUAAUGAGGCGGACAUGGCCAAGUACAAGGAGGUGCAUGACAAGCAGCAGGCCCUCGAGACUAUGGCGGACCGUGAUGACGAGAUGGGCAAGAGCCUCUUCGUCGGCUUCACAUUCCGACAUCGGAAGACCACCGAUGACGCAAGUCCGCGCAAACCUAUCCCCUUCAAGGAGGAGGAGGACACCUUUGGCACGAUGCUGUAGCGCAGACCUGUGUGGAAUUGGACGCAGUUGAGUCGGACAACAUUUCGGAGAGGCUUCCUCUGAACCUGGAGUCCAAAGAUUCGAUUUACGAUGAUGAUGAGACGGACGUCAUUGGGCCAAUAAGGCGGUGUUCGAGAAAGGCGAGGGACUACUUGUAUGAGUUUGGGACUGGACUGCCCUGCAGCAAUGGCAUGUUUGAGAUGAAAUUUCGGGCAUUUCUUUUUGCGUUGGAGUUUGCAGAUGGACAGGUUCAGGUGGACAGGCCUGCUAACACAGCAUUAAGCAAGCAGGGUCUUCUUUUUUUUUUUCGG